AUGAUUGCACGUACCAAGGGCAUUCGGUCUUUGUACCGUGGAUUCCUUGCCAACAUGGCGAAUACGUUCAUUCAACAAUUUGCCUACUUUUACUGGUAUUCCCUCGUUCGCAGCGUGUACAUUGCCCGCGUGAUUCGUGCCAAGUCAGCGACACCCGUACUUAGUACAGCGACGGAACUUGUACUGGGUGCACUCUCCGCGGCUCUUGCUCAACUCUUUACCACGCCUGUUGGCGUGAUUGCUACACGUCAGCAGGUUGGCCCUGCUCAACAUGAAGGGGGUGAUGAUUCAUUCAUCGGCCUUAUCAAGGAUAUUUUCCGCAAAGACGGCAUCACAGGUUUCUGGCGCGGCCUGCGUCCAAGUCUCGUGCUGACGGUGAACCCUGCCAUCACGUAUGGCUUGUAUGAGCGUGUGAAGAAUGUAAUUCUUGCUGCUUCUGGUGGCCAGAUGACACCCGGCAAGUCGUUUGUUAUUGGUGCCUUGUCCAAGUCGCUUGCAACUGUCGUUACAUUCCCCUAUAUUCUCAGCAAGACUCGUCUGCAGACGAUGAGCACACCUCACAGCACGGCCUUCGACGUGCUCUCACAUAUUUACAAGCAGAAGGGUCCUAUCGGCUGGUACCAGGGUAUGAAUGCUCAAAUCACCAAGGCAGUCUUGUCUCAAGCUCUCUUGUUCUACUUCCGUGACUACUUUGAGAUGUGGACGCGCCAAUUGCUGCUUUUGUCCAAUACCAAAGCCACUGCGUAG
Messenger RNA from Malassezia globosa CBS 7966, 747 nucleotides. RefSeq lists its product as uncharacterized. The record is from RefSeq and is a predicted model, not a curated record. Gene Ontology annotation, biological process: transport. Lineage: Eukaryota; Fungi; Basidiomycota; Malasseziomycetes; Malasseziales; Malasseziaceae. The transcript has 2 exons. The coding region runs from base 1 to 747 and encodes 248 amino acids. Gene Ontology annotation, cellular component: membrane. Gene Ontology annotation, molecular function: ADP transmembrane transporter activity.